Molecule: messenger RNA, 997 nt
Organism: Nicotiana tabacum (common tobacco)
Lineage: Eukaryota; Viridiplantae; Streptophyta; Magnoliopsida; Solanales; Solanaceae
Product: 3-hydroxyisobutyryl-CoA hydrolase 1
Biological process (GO): L-valine catabolic process
Molecular function (GO): 3-hydroxyisobutyryl-CoA hydrolase activity
Source: RefSeq, a predicted model, not a curated record
CGAUUCCUCAUUUUGCCCUUGCUCCUGGCUUGACGCCGUUAGAAUAAAAUAUAAGAAAAUUAACUUGACAUCUUUAUCUUUUCCAAGGAAAUAAAGAAAGCUUAGCUGGCUCCCACUCACAUCUCAUCUCUCUCAAAUCCCUAAAUCACUUCCAUAAACCUAAGUCUGCAGAUUUCCCUCAAAGGCUAUGAACGACAGCAUGUAUACUAAAAUCAGAGCUAUAUAUUUCUACUCUUUCACUCUUUCAUCUCUGUCACAGUAGGUUUGAAACCCGUUUGUGCAGGUUUGGGGAGAAAAUCAAACUAGGAAUGGACGACUAUCUUACCCAAAUUUAAUGUGAAACAGUCAAAUACAGUAAAUGGAGUCAGAUCCACUGUGGAUGCUACCAAAUAUGGCUUUCUUUCACCAUGUGCCAAAGUAACUGAAAAUUUGGUGAUAAUUAUUUCCAAAAGUGAUACAUACUGAACUAUGUUAUGGCAAAAAUAUAGCAAACCCCAGGUUACCAUUCUUAAUGGAAUCGUCAUGGGAGGCGGGGCUGGUGUUUCUGUACGUGGUAGAUUUCGAGUUGCAACAGAAAAGUCGGUUUUUUCCAUGCCCGAAAUAGCUUUGGGAUUCUUUCCUAAUAUAGGUGCCUCUUACUGUUUAUCAAGACUUCCAGGAUUCUUUGGGGAAUAUGCUGGUCUUACUGGUGCUAGGUUGGAUGGUGCUGAAAUGCUUGCUUGUGGUCUAGCAACCCACUUUGUAUCAUCGACGGUUUUGGAGAUUGAAGUUUGCAGGUAAAAAAGCUUAUUUGGAGGAAAUAUAAGUUGACUCUCAUUUUGCUGGGAAUUUGUACUUUGUAUAAUGUCUAGGGAUGUUAGCUAGAUUUUUUUUUUUUUUUUUUUUGUUGCAGAAAUUGUGUAACAAUAUUGUGAUUGCUUAGUUACAUUAUACAUGUAAAUGGCGCCAUUUAAUUGGCAUGUUAAUCAAUUUUUGUAAAACAAAAUUUAUCUCUGUA